Messenger RNA from Fomitopsis serialis, 1692 nucleotides. Its product is annotated as major facilitator superfamily domain-containing protein. NCBI's taxonomy places the organism in Eukaryota, Fungi, Basidiomycota, Agaricomycetes, Polyporales, Fomitopsidaceae. Gene Ontology annotation, biological process: transmembrane transport. Gene Ontology annotation, molecular function: transmembrane transporter activity. The record is from RefSeq and is a predicted model, not a curated record. The transcript is spliced from 8 exons. The coding region runs from base 1 to 1692 and encodes 563 amino acids.
AUGUUCAAGUCUCCGUUCGCCGCCCGGACGAACUCGUCCCGCAGCAGCAGCGAGAACACUGCCAUCUCGGAGCCAUUGCCCUCUAGAAAUACCGACAGCGGCGCAGGUGGGAGGCCGCGGAGUCGAACCGUGGGCCACGAAGCCGCCCAGGUCCAGGCAGCGAUAACUUUGGUGAAGGAGAAGCAGGACAUCUCUGGCGAGGGAUUGGAGGCCAGGACUGUCCUGCCGGACGGCCGAGUCGUCUUGACCGAAGCGGAGGCUUACCCAAAGCUUGGCUUCAGCUUCCCGACGUGGAAGAAGUGGACGAUACUUUCCGUCAUCUUCGCAAUCCAAUGUUCCAUGAAUCUCAACUCGUCGCUGUACGCCAAUGCCGUCGGUCAGCUUGGACAGCACUUUGGUAUCAGUGAACAGGCUGUCCGAGUGGGCCAGAUGGACUUCUUGAUCGCUUAUGCCUUCGGUAACGAGCUGUGGGCGCCGUGGUCCGAAGAGCUCGGACGGUGGCCCAUUAUCCAGCUCAGUCUGUUCCUCGUCAACAUCUGGCAGAUUCCCUGCGCGCUCGCGCCCAACUUCGGCACCAUCGUCGUCUGCCGGCUGCUCGGCGGCCUUUCCUCCGCGGGCGGGUCCGUAACGCUCGGCAUGGUCGCCGACAUGUGGACGCCCGAGGAGCAGCAGUUUGCGGUCGCCUUCAUCGUCUUCUCGUCUGUCGGCGGCUCCGUGCUGGGUCCCAUCUUCGGUGGCAUCAUCGAGACGCACCUCGACUGGCACUGGAACUUCUGGAUCCAGCUCAUUGUCGGUGUCGCCGUGCAGGCGGUGCACUUCUUCCUCGUGCCUGAGACGUGCUCGAAGGUGCUGAUCGAUCGCGAGGCGAAGCGCCGGCGGCAGUCGGGCGAGGACAACGUCUGGGGUCCGUCGGAGGUGGAGGAGCAUAGGUUCGCGCCGAGGAAGAUCAUCACGAUCUGGUUGCGUCCGUUCUCCAUGUUCAUCUUCGAGCCCAUAGUCCUCUUCCUGUCGCUCCUCAGUGGCUUCAGCGAUGCCCUCAUCUUCACCUUCCUUCAGUCCUUCUCGCCCGUCUUCGAGCAGUGGGGCUUCGACGUCGAGAUGCAAGGUGUUGCCUUCGUCACGAUCGCCGUCGGAUACUGCAUCGCCUACAUCUCGUUCAUUCCAUUCAUCUGGAGACAACGCAACCAGCUCCGCAAGGACCCUCAUUCACUCCAACCCGAGGCCCGUCUAUACUGGCUGCUAUUCACUGCACCUCUCGAGCCGAUCGGUCUGUUCGGCUUCGCAUGGACCAGUCAGGGCCCACCCAACGUCCCGUGGAUCGCCCCGAUGAUCUUCGCGGCGAUGAUCGCCAUUGCCAAUUACGCGAUAUACAUGGCCACCAUCGACUACAUGAUCCAGGCGUACGGUCCCUACUCCGCUUCCGCCACCGGUGGCAACGGCUUCGCGCGCGACCUCCUCGCUGGCAUCGCCGCGAUGUACUCCGUCCCUCUGUACACGAACCUGGGCAAGUCCCACCCGCUGGAGUGGGCGUCGACGCUGCUCGGCUGCCUCUCCGUCCUCGUCACGAUACCCAUAUUCAUCUUCUACUUCCACGGGCCCGCGAUCCGCGCGCGCUCCAAGUUCGCGCAGGAGAUCAGCGGGGGGCACGAGCGGUUGGUGGCGGAAACCAAGAUGCCCGUGGGCCAGGCAUAG